Messenger RNA from Nothoprocta perdicaria, 695 nucleotides. It is a transcript of the gene CALML4, whose product is annotated as calmodulin like 4. NCBI's taxonomy places the organism in Eukaryota, Metazoa, Chordata, Aves, Tinamiformes, Tinamidae. Gene Ontology annotation, molecular function: calcium ion binding. The coding region runs from base 1 to 507 and encodes 168 amino acids. Gene Ontology annotation, cellular component: myosin II complex. The transcript has 5 exons. The record is from RefSeq and is a predicted model, not a curated record.
AUGGCACCGGGUAUUUAUUGCGGCGCCGGGCGCACACCGCGGACUUUAGCGAAAUUUCUGUCCCAGGAUCAGAUUAACGAGUUCAAGGAGUGUUUCUCCCUGUACGACAAGAAGCAGAAGGGCAAGAUCCGGGCGGGCGACCUGCUGGUGGUGAUGCGCUGCCUGGGCGCCAGCCCCACGCCCGGRGAGGUCCAGCGGCACCUGCACCUGCACCGCAUCGACAGGAACGCCGAACUGGAUUUUUCCACCUUUCUGAACAUAAUGUACAGGCAGCUGAAGCAGGAGGAGCCCGAGAGGGAGAUCCUCACGGCGCUGUCCAUGAUCGACAGGCAGCGCAGAGGCUUCAUCUCGGCGGCGGAGCUGCGCGCCAAGCUCACCAGGCUGGGCGAGAAGCUCUCCGAGCAGGAAGUGGAUGACCUGCUCAAAGAGGCCAAGGUUGGCCCAAACGGAACAAUAAAAUACGAGGAAUUCGUCCGCACCAUCAGCCUCCCAGUAGCCGACUACUGAAAUUCAAAGCAAGGGAUCGGGUUUAGCAGGACCUGAACUUGGAGUUCGAGUUUCCUGCUCAACUGGCCAGACCCGGGAACCAUCAUUUGCCUUUAAGAUUCCACAUUCUGCCUUGAGUUUAGCUUACGGAUUUCUCCCYUUUCCAGAAAAACGCUGUCAGAAAAUGUGAAUUAUUAAAUAAACAAACC